CUCCCCAGGAGGCGGAGCUUCAAAGGUUGACCCUUCGCAGAGCAGCAUGGCGGCGGCCUUGAGGAGCGUGAAGGGCAUGGUUGGCUUUGUGACUGGUGGGGCUUCUGGCCUGGGCCGUGCCACAGCGGAACGAUUAGUACAACAGGGAGGCAGUGCUGUGAUUGUGGACCUGCCAAAGUCUGAUGGUGAGAGCGUGGCCAAGUCACUGGGAGACAGAUGCAUCUUUACUCCAGCUGAUGUGGUCUCAGAGUUAGAUGUGAAGGCUGCACUGGCCACAGCGAAGGAGAAAUUUGGACAUAUAGAUAUGGCAGUGAACUGUGCUGGGAUUGCAGUGGCGUUCAAGACAUACAAUAUGCAUAAGGCUCAUGCUCAUAGUUUGGAGGACUUCCAAAGAGUUAUCAAUGUCAAUGUUGUUGGGACAUUCAAUGUGAUCCGUCUGAUUGCAAGUGUGAUGAGUGAAAAUGAGCCAAACUCAGAUGGACAGAGAGGCGUGAUCAUCAACACUGCCAGUGUGGCUGCCUAUGACGGCCAGGUGGGACAGGCCGCCUAUUCGGCUUCCAAAGGAGGCAUUGUAUCAAUGACACUGCCCAUCGCCCGAGAUCUUGCCCCUCUUGGAGUCCGUGUUGUUACCAUUGCACCAGGCCUCUUUGAGACACCUCUACUGGGAUCGCUUCCUGAAAAAGUUCGAACAUUCCUGGCACGACAGGUGCCCUUCCCAAGUCGCCUUGGGGCUCCAGAAGAAUUUGCUCACCUGGUACAAUGCAUAGCAGAGAAUCCUAUGCUAAACGGUGAAGUGAUACGGCUUGACGGGGCUAUCCGAAUGCAGCCCUGAGCUGUAGCCUGGGCCUGCAAGAACAAGAAAGCUUGUUCUCCUUGGACCAUAAUCACAGUACUGAAAUCUAGGUCAGCAAAAGAAAUGAUUAACAUCUGGUUCUAAAUAAAUAAAUGAUUAGAUACUGUUCUUUUCUUUCACUUGCUGUACAGGCUUCACCAUUACUAGUAACCAUACUGAAAACCAUACUUUCUAGGCAUCUCCAGCCUCUUUUAACAGCUCUUCCACAGUCUUCCCUCUAAUUCUGAAAUACAGAGGCAAUUGUUUCUGGCUAAGGUCACAUAUUGUGAUAAUUGUGUUUCUGGCUAAGGUCACAAAUUGUGAUAAUCAUGAUUUACCAUGGUUUAUUGAAUCAACCACAAAUGGCUGGGUAUGGACAAAAGGCUAUGCUGUAAACCAUGGUUUGAAACAGUUGCUGGUUUCAACAAUCACCUUAUGACUUUAACACAUAAGUCUGUUGGGGUCAAGAUGUAUAUCUCUCCUCUCACUGCAUUUCUGUAUUUUGGUCAACCUGGCCCUCACCAU
This is a messenger RNA of Python bivittatus (Burmese python), 1357 nucleotides long. RefSeq names its product hydroxysteroid 17-beta dehydrogenase 10 (gene HSD17B10). The record is from RefSeq and is a predicted model, not a curated record. Gene Ontology annotation, molecular function: estradiol 17-beta-dehydrogenase [NAD(P)+] activity. NCBI's taxonomy places the organism in Eukaryota, Metazoa, Chordata, Lepidosauria, Squamata, Pythonidae. Gene Ontology annotation, cellular component: mitochondrion. Gene Ontology annotation, biological process: androgen metabolic process; fatty acid metabolic process; estrogen metabolic process.